Messenger RNA from Raphanus sativus (radish), 1752 nucleotides. Its product is annotated as threonine synthase 1, chloroplastic. Bases 87 to 1664 code for a protein of 525 amino acids. Lineage: Eukaryota; Viridiplantae; Streptophyta; Magnoliopsida; Brassicales; Brassicaceae. Gene Ontology annotation, molecular function: threonine synthase activity; pyridoxal phosphate binding. Gene Ontology annotation, cellular component: cytoplasm. The transcript has a single exon. The record is from RefSeq and is a predicted model, not a curated record. Gene Ontology annotation, biological process: L-cysteine biosynthetic process.
GAGCUGAACUUGCCUCUUCCUUCUCUCUAUCGUGCCGCCACAAACACUACCCGCCUCUCACUUCUCCAUCUCUCUCUCUCUCUCUAAUGACGUCAUGCUCUUUCUCCAGUUCCUCCCUCUUCUCCUUCAACCUCCCUAAUCAAAACUCUCUCCACCGUCGUCCACCAACCCUCCACCGUCACGUCACCCUCUCCUCCACCGUGAAAACCACCGAUGAAAACAGCAACGGCGCUUCUUCUCCGACAGUAAAGCCUACUCGAACCGAAGACAACAUCCGCGACGAAGCUCGCCGCCACCGCUCCACCUCCUUGAACCCUUUCUCCGCAAGAUACGUCCCGUUCAACGCUCCCACCGCCUCCACCGAGUCCUACUCCCUCGACGAGAUCGUCUACCGCAGCAAAUCCGGCGGCCUGCUCGACGUCCAGCACGACAUCGACGCCCUGAGGAGCCGCGACGGAGCUUACUGGCGCAACCUCUUCGACUCGCGCGUCGGCAGAACCAAGUGGCCAUACGGCUCCGGAGUCUGGUCCAAGAAAGAGUGGGUGCUCCCCGAGAUCGACGACGACGACAUCGUCUCGGCCUUCGAAGGAAACUCGAACCUCUUCUGGGCGGAGAGGUUCGGCAAAACGUUUCUCGGAAUGAACGACUUGUGGGUGAAACACUGUGGGAUCAGCCACACGGGAAGCUUCAAAGAUCUUGGCAUGACCGUGUUGGUCAGCCAAGUCAACCGUCUUAGGAAGAUGAACAAACCGGUGGUCGGAGUCGGUUGCGCUUCCACCGGAGACACUUCCGCCGCUCUUUCCGCUUACUGCGCAUCCGCGGGGAUCCCUUCGAUCGUGAUCUUACCGGCGAACAAAAUCUCCAUGGCUCAGCUGGUUCAACCGAUAGCUAACGGUGCGUUUGUGCUGAGCAUAGACACGGAUUUCGACGGAUGUAUGAAGCUGAUCAGAGAGAUUACGUCCGAGUUGCCGAUCUAUUUGGCCAACUCCUUGAACAGUUUGAGGUUAGAAGGGCAGAAGACGGCGGCGAUAGAGAUUCUCCAGCAGUUUAACUGGCAAGUCCCUGAUUGGGUGAUUGUCCCUGGAGGCAAUCUUGGUAACAUAUACGCGUUUUACAAGGGUUUCAAAAUGUGUCAAGAACUGGGGCUUGUCGAUAGGAUCCCGAGGCUGGUUUGCGCGCAGGCGGCUAACGCGAAUCCGCUUUACUUGCAUUACAAGUCAGGGUGGAAAGAGUUCAAACCGGUGAAGGCCAACGCUACAUUCGCAUCCGCGAUUCAGAUUGGUGAUCCGGUUUCGAUAGACAGGGCGGUGUAUGCGCUUCGGAACUGCGACGGUAUUGUGGAAGAAGCCACGGAAGAGGAGCUUAUGGAUGCGAUGGCUCGGGCUGAUUCGACAGGGAUGUUUGUAUGUCCGCACACUGGUGUUGCACUGACGGCUCUGUUUAAAUUGAGGAACCGAGGGGUGAUUGCACCGACUGAUCGGACCGUGGUGGUGAGUACUGCUCACGGUUUGAAGUUCACUCAGGCUAAGAUCGAUUACCACUCGAAAGCCAUACCGGAUAUGGCUUGCCGGUUCUCAAAUCCGCCGGUUGAAGUGAAGGCGGAUUUUGGAGCUGUCAUGGAUGUCCUCAAGGGUUACUUGGGGAGUAAGGAACUUAGGUCAUAAGACCAGCCUUUGUUAUUGUUUGCUACUUGUAUGUCUAUCUACGUCUGAUUUUGUUGUGAUAAGCUUGAAAUAAGAUAAAGAUUAAAGA